Molecule: messenger RNA, 415 nt
Organism: Cetraspora pellucida
Lineage: Eukaryota; Fungi; Glomeromycota; Glomeromycetes; Diversisporales; Gigasporaceae
Source: the annotation of a GenBank genome assembly
AUGAUUGAAAAGAUGCUUCGAAUUCGUGAAAUGACAGAUGUUCUUGUAGAAGAUAAUCCAAUUCUAAAACAUUGUGUUUCUGUUGUAUUUGAUCCAAACAUGAAAUUGUCAUCAUUUGACAAUGAGACAGCUAUAAUUGUAUAUGAAAGGUUACAUAAUGUUUAUACACAAUAUAUAGGAAAAGAAAUUGAUAACACAUCUUUUGCUAAAAAUGAUUCUCCAAAAGAUUAUUUUCAAAAACAUUAUACUGAGAAGUCAAAGAACAAUCCUCUUAAAGAAUAUCUUACAACUCCUGAAGAGAAUUACCACUUAAUUGUACAGGCCACAAGUGUGAGCAGUGAGCAAAUGUUUUCAAUUGCUAAAAACACAAUUAACCCAUUACACAAUCAGCUAUCAGAAGAAAACAUUUGUGCAA